Messenger RNA from Heterobasidion irregulare TC 32-1, 3213 nucleotides. RefSeq lists its product as uncharacterized. The record is from RefSeq and is a predicted model, not a curated record. Gene Ontology annotation, cellular component: FACT complex. Lineage: Eukaryota; Fungi; Basidiomycota; Agaricomycetes; Russulales; Bondarzewiaceae. Gene Ontology annotation, biological process: transcription elongation by RNA polymerase II; positive regulation of transcription elongation by RNA polymerase II. The transcript is spliced from 19 exons. Gene Ontology annotation, molecular function: nucleosome binding. Bases 1 to 3213 code for a protein of 1070 amino acids.
AUGGUGAUUGAGUCUUCCUUUCUCCUCGUUUGUAAGCUCAACAAAGAGCAAUUUAACUCCCGUCUCAAACAUAUCGUCGAUUCAUGGACAAAAGCGACCAAAAAUGACGACUACAGCACGAUUGUCGACGUAGACGCUCUCUUUCUCGCUGCCGGAGACCCAUCUGGAGAGGAUGAACCUGUCAGGAAGGGCACCGCGUUCCAAACUUGGCUUCUGGGAUACGAGUUUCCCUCUACAUUCAUGCUUUUUGAAAAAGAGCGCGUUUCUAUCUUAUGCUCUGCAAAGAAAGCGAAGAUUCUUGAACAACUCGCGAAACACAAGACCGUAGUUCCUGUGGAGAUUUAUGCUCAAGGGAAGCCGAAGGAUCCACCCAGUGAUGCCCUCCCGAAGUUCCUUCAAGCCUUCACGUCACACCAACGCAUUGGUACCCUGACCAAGGAGUCUUACACUGGCAAACUAUAUGAUGAGUGGAAGAAAGCGUUAUCUGUAUCGAGCAAAAAGCCAGAAAUGUCCGACAUUGCGCCUUCAAUAUCUUCCUUCAUGGCUGUUAAGGACGAUGAAGAGCUUAAAGCCAUUCGUACCUCGGCCAACUUGACUUCCACACUACUCACUCACCAUGUAGCGCUCAAGCUUGAGCAGAUUCUAGACAGAGAAGCUAAGAUCUCACAUGACCAGUUAUCCGCGCAAUUCGAGGCUCGUCUAGGAUCCGGAGAGGGAGAGACCGCAAAAGGUCCAGACAUGAAAGUUUGGAGCAAGGGACGCGGCUUAAACGAUGUGGAUUGGCCAUCGACAGAAUUUUGCUAUUCGCCGAUCGUCCAGUCACGAUCUUCAAGAGCAGGAUAUGAUCUGAAGUCCACUGCAGAGUCCAGCGAAGAUAACAUCUCUCACAAGGGCGUUCUCCUGGUGUCCUUAGGAAUGCGAUACAAGGGUUACUGUUCCAAUGUUGGCCGUACGUUUAUUGUCGACCCUGACAAGGAGCAAGAAUCUAUAUACAAUUUACUUUUAUCGUUGCAAACGGAGUUAUUGUCGAAAAUGAAGGACGGUGUGACGGCACGAGAUGUGUACCAGCAUGCGUUGGCUUUCAUCAAGAAGAAAAAUCCUGACCUUGAAAAGCAUUUUGUAAAGAAUGUCGGAUUCGGAAUGGGAAUGGAGUUCCGAGAUUCUGCAUACCUUUUGUCUCCUAAAAACGGUCGCCAGCUCAAAGCCAACAUGGUUUUCAACCUUUCCCUCGGUUUCCAAGACCUCGAAGACGGAGAUAAGAAGAAGUAUGCUCUUCAACUCGUCGACACUGUCAAGGUCGGUCAUGACAAGGCUAUUUGUCUCACUGAAGGAGUCAAGCAUACGAAAGACACCCUCUUCUACAUCACACGCGAUGGCGGUGAGGAGGAAUCAAAACAAGCCAAGAAACCUGCGGCAAAGCCCACCAACGGUAAUCCUUCGCCCACAAAGCACAAGACGGCUGGCGGCAAAGUAUUACGAAACAAGACUCGCAGUGCUGCUCAGGAGGAGGUCUUACAAUCUGCCGCAACUAAGAUCAAAGAACAUCAGCGCGAAUUACAUCAGUCACUUCAGGCAGAGGGACUCGAAAAGUAUUCAGAAGAAGGUGCAAGUGGGGGUGGCAAGGAGGGCAAAGGUUGGAAGCGCUUCCAGAGCUACAAGGGAGAGCUCGGUUUACCCAAGGAGGCUGAGAGUUUGCGGAUAUUUGUUGACCGCAAAGCUCAAACGAUUGUCUUGCCUAUACACGGCUUUGCUGUUCCGUUCCACAUCAACACCAUCAAAAAUGUCAGCAAGAACGACGAGGGCGAAUUUACCUAUCUGCGCGUCAACUUCCAGACACCGGGACAGCUUGCAGGAAAGAAGGAAGACACGCCUUUCGAGGAUCCUGACGCUACAUUUAUCAGAUCUGUCACAUACCGGUCGGCGGACGGCCAUCGCUUUGACACAAUUAGCAAGCAGAUCACCGACUUGAAGAAGGAAGUGAACAAGCGCGAGCAGCAGAAGAAAGAGCUUGCUGAUGUUAUUGAACAAGACAUCUUGGUUGAAAUGAAAGGACGUCGGCCGAUCAAGUUGCCUGAAGUGUUUGUGCGACCUGCACUCGAUGGUAAACGAUUGCCAGGAGAGGUCGAAAUUCACCAGAAUGGUCUGCGGUACCAGUCACCCAUGGGUACCCAGAAGAUCGACAUACUUUUCAGCAACAUCAAACAUCUGUUCUUCCAACCAUGCGAUCAUGAAUUGCUCGUCAUCAUUCACAUUCAUCUCAAAGCUCCUAUCAUGAUUGGCAAGAAGAAAGCCCACGAUGUUCAAUUCUUCCGUGAGGCAUCUGAUGUUCAGUUCGACGAGACGGGUAACCGUAAACGGAAGUAUCGCUAUGGUGAUGAGGAUGAGAUCGAAAUGGAGCAGCAGGAGCGUAAACGAAGACAGAUCAUGAACAAGGAAUUCAAAUCCUUUGCAGAGAAAAUCACUGAAGCCUCUACUUCCUUCACUGGUGAUACUCUGGAACCGGAUAUCCCUUUCCGAGAGCUGUCAUUUGAGGGUGUCCCCUUCCGCACGAAUGUUCGCCUGCAGCCUACCACCGAGUGUCUUGUCCAUCUAUCAGAUCCUCCUUUCCUGGUUGUCACGCUGGCGGAAAUCGAGAUCGCGUCCUUGGAGCGUGUUCAGUUCGGGUUGAAACAAUUUGAUGUGGUUUUGGUCUUCAAGGACUUCACGAAAACACCACUUCAUAUCAAUUCGAUACCAAGUGCUCAACUGGACGACGUGAAGAACUGGCUUGAUUCUGUUGACAUUCCACUGGCUGAAGGACCCGUCAAUUUGAACUGGGGACCGAUUAUGAAGACCAUCAAUGACAGCCCUCACGACUUCUUCCAGUCCGGUGGAUGGAACUUCCUUGGCGGUACAGGUGGCGAUGACUCCGAUCAAGACGACGACUCUGAUACUGAAUCCGAGUUUGAGGCUGAGUCUGUCGAAGAAGAGAGUGAGGAGAGUGAAGAUGCUGGAAGCGUGUUUGAUGGGUCGGACGCAAGUGAUGACGAAGGUAGCGAGUCGAACUUCGAUGACGACAGUGAUGGCGAAGACUGGGAUGAGUUGGAGAAGAAGGCCGCGAAAUCCGACAAGAAACGAGUCGAGGUUGGACGCGGGCAUAAUUCUGACGAUUCUGACAGCCGGCCAAAAAAGAAAGUUCCCGCGAAAUCUAAUGGCAAGAAGGGUAAGCGGUGA